Molecule: messenger RNA, 1788 nt
Organism: Candida tropicalis MYA-3404
Lineage: Eukaryota; Fungi; Ascomycota; Pichiomycetes; Serinales; Debaryomycetaceae
Product: MFS transporter
Exons: 1
Coding region: 1-1788 (595 amino acids)
Biological process (GO): transmembrane transport
Molecular function (GO): transmembrane transporter activity
Source: RefSeq, a predicted model, not a curated record
AUGAGUAAUACCCCACCAGAAACUACGGCUGAAACAUUUUCAAAUUUAGAAUCAACUAGUGAACUAGCUCCUAGAACAUCUGAAGUCAAUGCCAAGGAGUAUAAUCAGCCUGUGGAUUCAUCGGAGAAUAGCUCCCAAUCCAUUACAGAUGAAGUUACAAGUUUUACUCCACAACAUAUGAAAGACUAUGAAAAUGGUAAUGACUUUGAACAUGAUGAUGAAUUAAGUAGAAUAGAAUCCAAUGUUGAAUUAUCUAGAAGAGCCACUAGAAGUCUUUUAAAUACUGAAGAAUUAUUACGUACUGCAACCCAAUCAAGUAAACCAUUACCACCUAUGGGAGGAGGUAAACCAUAUCCGCCAGCAUUACCAUCCAGAGAUCCAUAUAUGAUUGCAUUUGAUGGACCUGAUGAUCCUGGCCAUCCUCAUAAUUAUCCACUUUAUAAAAAAAUGAUUUAUUGUGCUUCUGUUGGUAUGUCUGCAUUUUCUGUUUCAGUCGGAUCUGCCAUGUUUGCUGCUUCUGCUACUGAAUUGAUGGAGAUUUUUCAUAUUGGAUGGACUGUUGCAACUUUAACUACUUCCUUGUAUGUUUUUGGUUUUGCUGCUGGUCCAAUUAUCUAUGGUCCUUUGAGUGAAUUGUUUGGUAGAAAAUUUAUUAUGGUUCCUUCUUGUUUAGGUUAUGUUUGUUUCUCAUUUGCGGUUGCUACUGCCAAAGAUCUUCAAACUAUUAUGAUUUGUCGUUUCUUUUGUGGGUUUAUUGGUGCUGCCCCAUUAGUUGUUGCGCCUGCUGUUAUGGCUGAUAUGUUUAAUAAUCGAACCAGAGGUACUGCUAUCACCAUCUUUGCCAUGUUGUUAUUUGGUGGACCUAUGCUUGCUCCUAUCUUUGGUGGCUUCACUGUUAAGAACUCUGCUUUAGGUUGGAGAUGGACUGCUUAUUUCUGUGGUAUCAUUGGUUCAUUGGCUUUAGCAAUGAAUACAUUCUUGUUGGAAGAAACACACCAUCCUUUGGUUUUGGUUCGUCGUGCUGAAGAAUUAAGAAGAAGAACAGGUAACUGGGGUAUCUAUGCUCCUCAUGAAGAAGUUAAGUUGAGUUUGAAGGAAAUUGUUGAAAAUAAUGUUUCUAGACCUAUUAAAAUGUUGUUCACUGAACCAAUUUUGUUAUUGAUCAGUAUUUACAACAGUUUUAUUUAUGGUAUGUUGUACCUUUUCCUUACUGCUAUCCCAUUGGUGUUUAUUGGUCGUUACCAUUUUGCUGCUGGUGUUGGUGAAUUACCAUAUAUUUCCAUGUUGAUUGGUGUUUUCCUUGGUGGAUUGACCAUUAUUCUUUUUGAAAGAAGAUACAUCAGUGCUAUGGAGAAGAAUGGAGGCAAAAUGAUUCCAGAAAUGAGACUUGAACCAAUGAUUGUAGGUGCAUUUACUUUUGUUAUUGGUAUUUUCUGGUUAGGUUGGACUGGUGAUUAUCCAGAACAUGUUCAUUGGAUUGUACCAGUUAUUGGUGCUGCAUUUGUUGGACAUGGAUUAAUGGCAAUUUUCCUUCCAAGUUUUAAUUAUAUUAUUGAUUGUUAUUUAUUAUAUGCUGCUACUGCAUUGGCUGGUAAUACUUUUAUUAGAUCUUCAUUUGGUGCUGCUUUCCCAUUAUUUGCUCGUCAAAUGUUCACUAACUUGACCAUUAAAUGGGCUGCCACUUUAUUGGGCUGUUUUGGUAUUCUUAUGAUCCCAGUUCCAUUUGUUUUCUACAUUUAUGGUAAGAGACUUCGUCAUAAAUCCAAAUACGCCUUUGUCUUGGAAUAA